UUAGACUUGUCCGUGGACAGAAUGUGCUCAUCUCCAUGGUAUCAUCGGGACAUCAGCCGGGUGAGAGCUGAAGAUUUAUUAGCAAAGGCUGGGAAAGAUGGGAGUUUUUUGGUACGAGACAGUGAGUCAGUGCAAGGGGCCUACGCACUCUGCCUUCUGUUCCAGCGCCAGGUUCACACAUAUCGGAUCUUACCAGAUGAAGGACUUCUUGCAGUACAGAGCAUGCAGGGGAUGCAGGUGAAAUGCUUCCGUACCCUGAAUGAUUUGGUGGCCAUGUACCAGCAGCCGAAUAAGGGUCUAGUCAUUCCACUGUUGCACCCCGUGUUUCGAGAGAAGGAGAAUCUUGAUGAUGGCUCAGAUGGUGAAGAUGACAGACCAUACUGUCCUCCUGGAAACACUGUCUCCAAGAGUGGAUCCUCCUUUGUAUCAAACAAGAGCCAUAUAUUGCUGCAACUGCAGCAAAAGCUACAGGAUCAUUGCAACCAAAGUACUGCAAACGAGUUUGAAGCUCUCAUCAUUGAGUAUCUGCGAUCCGAUGUGCAGCAAGAUCUGGAUGCUUUGAGGAAUGGAAACGUUAACCUGAAGAACCUAAGCAAAGUGAUGGGGACAGCCUUCCAGCCUCUGCAGAGUGAACUUGACUUCACAUUAUUGGGUCUGGAAACACUGGCCAAAGUAUUUGACCUUCCACCAUAUUCACCUCUGAGUCCCCAGAAUAAGCAGGGCAUCUCAGUAUCAGGUGAGAUGGACCUCGAAAUCCUUAUCUCAAAAAUCAGUGCUGUGAAAAACAUCCUCUCCUCUUUAGAAAAAAAGGUGUUGAAGUCCUUACAGGAUACCAUUUCCAGUCAUAACUUAGCAACUCCCAGCAUUCCUGUGGGAGUACUGACCAGUGAAGCACCAAAGGCCCUGUCCAUUCAGACGUUUGAGGUAAAGAUUGGAAAAAGUCAGAAGGUUCUAAUGGUGGAUGUAGAUGGAGGAAAGAUCAGCAUUUUAAAGAAAUCUGGCAAUUGCCUGGAGGAAAACAUACACCAUCAGAAAAUCCGACAGCUGGUAAAGUACCAAGGUAUUCAGAACAAACUGAAGCUAAUUAUUGACAGAGAUGCCCAGAAAAAUCAACAGAAGGAGCUGAUCUUUGAAGAUGCAAGGAAACGAGAGGCCUUCUGCCAGUUAAUGCAGCUUACGAAGAUGAAGCACGCCAACCUUGACGAGCCUGACUGGAUUUCGAUUUAUAUUGGAACCUGGAACAUGGGGAACUCCCCGCCAGCAAAGAACAUUGCAUCAUGGUUGACAUCAAGAGGUUUAGGACGCUGCCUGGAUGAAACAACAGCCUACAUACCUCAUGAUAUUUAUGUCUUUGGUACUCAAGAGAACUCUCUUGGAGACCGUGAGUGGGUAGAGUACCUCAAAACAGCCAUAAGAGGAGUUACUGGUAUUGACUUCAAGCUGCUGGCCACGCAGUCUCUAUGGAACAUCAAAAUUGGAGUGUUUGUGAAACCUGAAUAUGAGAAUCGCAUCAGCCAUGUGAACACGUCAAGUGUGAAAACAGGAUAUGCUAACACACUAGGUAAUAAAGGUGCAGUUGGGGUGUCCUUCUUGUUCAAUGGGACCUCAUUUGGCUUUGUGAAUUGUCAUCUGACCUCAGGCAAUGAUAAAACACUCAGACGGAAUCAGAAUCAUCAUGAUAUUGUGCGAUCACUGUUACUUGGAGACAAACAACUGAGUGCUUUUGACAUCACUUUGAGGUUUACUCAUCUCUUUUGGCUUGGGGAUCUUAACUAUCGCAUUGACAUGGAUGCCCAGGAUAUUCUGAAUCAUAUUAACAAGAAGAACCUGGAUGCUCUACUAAGUGUCGACCAGCUAACUUUAGAGAGAGAAAAGAAUAAAGCCUUUCUACGUUUUAAUGAAGAAGAAAUCACAUUCCCUCCAACCUAUCGCUAUGACCGUGGUACAAGGGACAGUUAUGCCUGGCAAAAGUUUAAAACUACUGGGGUUAAAAUAAAUGUACCCUCCUGGUGUGAUCGCAUCCUUUGGAAAUCCUACCCUGAGACAUAUUUUGUUUGCAAGUCUUAUGGAUGCACUGAUGAUGUCAUGAGCAGCGACCACUCUCCUGUAUUCGCUACUUAUGAAGUUGGAGUUACUUCCCAGUUUGUAUCAAAAAAAGAUCCAGGUUCUAAUUCUGAAAUGGCCUGUAUCGAGUUUGAAAAUAUAGAAGCCAUUGUAAAGACGGCAAGCAAAACAAAGUUCUUCAUUGAGUUUCAUUCAUCUUGCUUGGAAGAGUAUCAGAAAAGCAGUGAGAACAGUUCUCAGAGCUGUGAGAUUUCUGGUUUUCUCAAGCUGGGAUGGUCAGCCAAGCAACUGCCCAUGCUGAUACCUAUCGUGUCUGACAUGGAGUAUCUACAAGAUCAGCACAUACUGUUGUCUAUAAAAUCCAUGGAUGGGUAUGAAUCAUAUGGUGAGUGUUGUAUUGCAUUGAAGUCAAUGAUUGGCAGCCUGGCUCAGCAGUUUGAGACUUUCCUAUCCCAUAGAAGUGAAGAGACUGGAUCUGUUCGAGGUUGGAUGAAGGUCCAGGUCCCAAAAGAGAGACGUGGGACUCGUGAGAGAAUUUAUGAAUGGAUUAGUCUUGUUAAUGAUGACAGAAGACCAACCAGUGAUCCAUCAGAGGCAGAGAAAAACACACAGAAUUUAGCAAGGAGUCGGUCAGUGGGCUUUACAGCUCCUCCAAAUGCAAGUAGCUACACAAAUGCUGCAUAUUUUAUAUUUGAGGGAACUUCAAGUUCUGGCUUUACUGAAGAAUCCAGCAACACGUCUUCCAAAGAAGUGCAACCAUCAAAACCUGCUUCCAUGUUGUACCAAAUGCGAACUGCUUCCAGUGUUCAGCAUCGCUCAGACCCACCGCAGCACCCAAGCAUUCCCGAGAGAGAAAAAACAAACAGCCCACAUUACAAGGUCCCAAAGAACAUUCCCCAGGAAAAAGAUCACUCAAAUCAUUCAGUAUAUCAGACUGUGAAGGAAAAGAAGCAAAGGGCAGUCCCUCUGAUAAGAGAGAACCCACAGAUAAAUGUGAGCAUGGCACAGAACAAAGGGGCUACAAAAUCUGUGAAUGAGAAAUCAAAAUCGUACUCCUGUAGGGCUGGCUGGACAUCUGAGUCAAGUGGUACUUUGCAGGAAAGGACAGCAGAUGAUCAAUCCCGUUCUGUUCUUCAGAUGGCUAAAAGUCUAAGUGAUGUUGAGUUUCAGCAGAAACGGAACAACUGUUCCAUCCCCCUUAGCCAGCAACAGGUGAAAAAAAGUCCUCUGUUGCCAAGACCGAAUAAUACUGAAAUACGAACAGCACUCCCUCGAUCAGGGUAUGGCACUAGAACAGAGACUACCCAGAUGUCCGCUGAUAACAGAACUGGUCACAGAGAGCUGCUGCGUGACUCCAGUGGUCAGAAAACUAUUGGGCAAUGGCUGUCUGAGAUAGGAUUAGAGAUAUAUGAAACCUCGCUUCAUCAAAAAGGCUGGGAUAACUUGAAGUUUAUCUGGUAA
Protopterus annectens (West African lungfish) is the source of this 3525-nucleotide messenger RNA. RefSeq names its product phosphatidylinositol 3,4,5-trisphosphate 5-phosphatase 2A-like. The transcript has 26 exons. The coding region runs from base 22 to 3525 and encodes 1167 amino acids. Gene Ontology annotation, molecular function: phosphatase activity. Lineage: Eukaryota; Metazoa; Chordata; Ceratodontiformes; Protopteridae. Gene Ontology annotation, biological process: phosphatidylinositol dephosphorylation. The record is from RefSeq and is a predicted model, not a curated record.